AUAGAUUACUCAUUCGCCAACAUGAGGGGGAUCAUCUUAGCGCUGCUGCUUGCUGUGGCAGUGAGCGAAAAAUCAUCAUAUGCCCCAAAUUUCAGCGAAAACAAGAACUAUCUAUUCAAGUAUGAAGCACUUGUCCUGAAUGCGGUUCCUGGUCAUAAUUUAAACCAGGCUGGUAUUAAACUGAACGGUAUAGUGGAAAUCAGUGGAUUUGCCCAAAAGACCUAUUUACUAAAGAUCCAAUCUCCUGAAAUAAAAGAGUUGAAUGGCGUGUGGCCAAGAGAUCCAUACGUUCGAUCAUCAAAACUCACCCAAGUUAUUGUUGAGCAGCUCAGAAAACGUGUCAAGUUUGAAUACCACAAUGGACAGGUUGGAGAUAUCUUUGCUCCACCUGAUGUUUCAGAUACUGUACUCAACAUUUACAGAGGAAUCCUGCAUCUGCUUCACAUGAACAUAAAGGAAACACGCAAUGUUUAUGACCUUCAAGAGAAUGGACUUGGUGGAGUUUGUCACACCGUGUAUGACGUCCAAGUAGAAAAGAAGUCCAAAAAUAUAUUUGUUUCUAAAUCAAGAGACCUUGAAAAAUGUCAGGACAAAGUAGAGAAAAGCAUUGGAAUAGCAUACUUGGAACCAUGUACAGUUUGUCAGCAGAAAUCCAAGCACUUACGGGGAACUGCCGUAUUUAACUACAAACUCACAAAACAUGAUGAUGGUCUUCUCAUUCGUGAAGCAACGGGCAAGCAAAUCUACCGGUACGCGCCAUUAUUUGAGCUUUAUGGAGCUGCUGUCAUGGAAGCAAGGCAAGUGCUCAGCUUCUUGGAAACAAGAUCCAAUAAAAUCAUAGAGCCACCUCAGCAACUAGUAAAUCGCGGGGGUAUAAGAUAUAGGUUUUCUGCAGAAUUACAUCAGAUGGCUACUCACUUAAUAAAGGCAAAGAACGUGGAGUCCCAGAUAGAUACUACUCUCCAACACCUGGUUCAGAAUAACCAGCAGCAAGUCCAAAUUGAGGCCCCGGCCAAGUACCUCCAGCUCAUCCAGCAACUCCGCUUAGUGAAUAUGGAAACCCUCCUGUCCAUCUGGAAACAGUUCUCCAAACGAGCUAUGUACAGACCUUGGCUACUGAGUGCCAUCCCAGCAAUAGGAACCAUAGAUGCUAUGAAGGCAAUUGAACAGAUGAUCCAUUCGAAAGACUUAAGUGUGAAUGAAGUGAAGGCAGUCCUCACACUGGCUGCUCAGUACAUGAAGAGCAAUCAACACAUCCUGCAGAUUUUCGCUGAUUUGCUGUCGGAAUUCAAAGUUCACAAUUCCCACGACCUGCUCAAGGUCGGCUUUUUGGCCUAUGGAACCUUAAUCAAGAAAUUCUGCUCUUUAAUACCAAUCUGCCCCGAGAACGUGCUGCAGCCACUUCACGAUUUAGCGAUAGAUGCAGGGAACAAAGCCCGUACCGAGGAUAUUACUUUGGCACUGAAAGCUCUGGGAAACGCAGGACAGCCGGCGAGCAUCAAGCGGAUCCUUAAAUUCCUGCCUGGAUUUUCUGCAAGUGCGGCCCAUCUCCCAAUCCAGAAUCAGGUUGAAGCUGUGAUGGCUGUUAGGAACAUCGCAAAACGUUACCCACAAAAAAUUCAAGAAAUUCUGCUCCAACUAUUUACGGAUCGCAGAAAUCCUACAGAGGUCCGAAUGAUGUCGUGCAUUGCUCUGUUUGAGACUAAUCCAUCAUUGCCGACAGUUACCACAGUGGCAAAUACCAUACUAAGAGAGAGCCAAGAGAAUAUGCAACUGGCCAGCUUUACGUACUCUCAUUUAAAGAGUCUGGCUAAGAGUGUUCUCCCAGGUCUUCGCGAUCUUGCUGCGUCAUGUAACAUUGCCUUAAACAUCUUAAACCCAGUCCUGGACAAACUGAACAUGCGUUACAGCAAAGCAUUCCAUGUAGGCACAUUCAACUAUCCUCUGAUGUCUGGAGCUUCGGCCAACGUCUACCUGAUUAAUGGGCCCAGGACAACUUUCCCUGAAUACAUCCUUGUCAAAGUGCGUGGUCACACAAUGGGCAUGGAAAUGGAUGUUUUAGAGGUCGGCAUCAGAGCAGAGGGGCUCCAGGAGGUUCUUCGAAGGCAAAAUGUUAACUUCAAAGUGUUUUCCUGGAAAAACGUGAUUAUAAAGAUUAUUAAAGAGCUGCUCGGGCACAAACUGGUGGCAUCAGAUGUUCCUCUGGCCUCCUUUUAUACCAAGAUGCUUGGUCAGGAGGUUCACUACAGUGAAGCUACCAGAGAAACCAUUCAGAAUGUGUUUAAGAUGCUGAAUGAGCCAGCACGAAAUCUCUCUUGGCUGGAGCAUCUCAUUCACCAAAUCAUCAACGGAAUAAUAGGAAAGUGGCCUGUCCCCAUCCUGGUUGCUGAGGUUCGCCACAUUGUCCCAACCUGUGUGGGUCUUCCCUUCGAAGUCAGCGUACAUUCUGCUGCCGUUGCCAAUGCCGCCCUGGAAGCUAAGGCCCAAGUGGCACCAACUCCAUCGACCAAAUUAAGCAUUGCUCAGUUGUUGCAAUCCGUAAUGCAGAUUGCUGUAGACUUCGCCCCGAGUGUUUCUGUUCAUAGCAUUGCUACUAUGGGAGUGAAUACACCUUUAAUUCAGUCGGGGCUUGAGCAUCACGCUAAGCUUCAAACAUCCCUUCCUGCAAAAUUCGUAGCCAAAAUCAACAUGAAAGAGAAAAAUCUAAAGAUUGAAACUACUCCCUUACAGCAGGAUCAUGAUAUGGUUGUGGCAAGGUCUAAUGUAAUAGCUGUUUCGAGAAAUGUUGAGGAGUUGGAUGCUGUGAAGAAGACAUCAGUUAUACCAGACAGAGCUGUCGUAGAUAUUGUAAAGACUCACUUCCAGAGACAUGACAGGAGUUCAGUCGAGGACCACAGCAAGGGGGUUUCUGAAGAAAUUGUAUCCAAAGCCAAUCUUGCAACUGUGACACAACCCGAGUCCACCAUGCCUUUGCAGCUAUUCUGUAUAAAAGUUGGCCCAGUUAAAUUUUGUACUGGCAAUAAAAAAACAAAAUCUUCUCCUAAGAGACGCCACAUAUUGUACCAAGUGUCUGAGGGGCAUGAAGCUACUCUUGCAGCGAGUAAAGUUGCCUAUUUGUACCAGGCAGUUGGAGAUCACGAAUUUCAGAUCAAAGUGAAACCCAAUCAAGUUGAUCCAGCCAUUGAGAAACUGCAGCUGGAAGUAACAGCUGGACCCAAUGCUGCUUCUAAAAUCAUUGCUCUGGUAGAAGAAGACAAUGAAGACGUGGAGCAGCUGGACGAGUCUGUGAUCCAGAAGAGACUGAAAACUUUCCUUGGAAUUGAUGAAUAUUUGGCCAAAAAUGAAAGUUUACAUCGGAGGUGGUCCAAGAGGUAUCCGAAAAGUAAGGUUCAUAAACCAAAAUAUAGAAGAAGUUCUCCUAGUUCAUCCAGCUCUUCAUCCAGUCAGUCAUCUCAGUCUUCAUCAGAAAGUCAGCAGCGUUCACAUCAGCAGCACAAGAAACAGGAAGCACAUCAAGGCACUCAAAGGCGAGAACAUAUUGCUAAAGUUGGUGGCAGGCAAAACCACAGCUCCAGCUCCAGUUCCAGCUCCAGUUCCAGGGGAAGCAGAAGCUCCAGCAGCAGCAGAGGCAGCAGACCCAGCAGCUCCAGCAGCAGCAGUAGUCAGAGGAGCAGCUCCAGUAGUGGCAGUGGAAGAAGCAGCAGCUCCAGCUCUAGCUCCAGCUCCAGCAACAGGCAAGGUUAUCAAAACUCCAGACAGCAGAGUCGCAGACAUCCUCAACAGAGGAGCCAAGAAAACUCCAGACAGAAACAACACGAUCGUUCUCAACAGAGACACCGCAACAGCAGAAACACCGACCUUGAACAGAUGGAAGUUUAUCAGUUGCGAUUCAGGCCCUCACGGAUCGUGCAUGGGAUACAUGGCAUUAAGCGGGUGGCCGGGAAGGUGCGCUCCAUUAUUGGCCAUUCCCGCUAUACAUCUUCGUCAUCCAGCAGCAGCAGCAGCAGCAGUUCCUCAUCUCGAAGAUCUGCCCGCAACAGAGGAUUCCUUGGCGAUAAGAAAUCUCCAUGUCUGGUGGUUACUGCCCAGGCUUUGAGAAACGACAAGAAAAAGCAAGGCUACCAACUGAUUGCAUUCACAGAUUAUUACUCCUCCAGACCCCAGGUUCAGGCCUACGUAGUGGACAUCGCUGGACAGAGCCGCUACAGAGUCUGUGCCGACGUUCGCAUGGAAAGCCCUCAUGCAGCUCGGGCUGACGUGAAAUGGGGUCCCAACUGCCAGCAAUACAAGGUGUCUCUCAAGACAGAGGCAGGACGGCUUGGAAAUCAAGCAGCAAUAAGUACAAAAAUGCAGUGGAAUCAAGUUUCUUCAAAACUGAAAGCACUCAUCAAAAUGAUUUACAAGUACCUGCCUGGCGUGGCCUACAUGCUUGGCGCAUAUGAAAGUAACCAGAAGAAUCCAUCCCGGGAGGCGAGGAUGAUCUUUUCUCUCUCUGAUCCCAGGACAGUAAAUGCUCUUCUACGCAUUCCAGGGAGCACUCUCUACUACCCAGGCAUCGAAAUCCCAGUACCAAUCAGUGCCGCCUAUAACCCAGCACCCUCAGCCGUCCAUCUCCCCAACAUGAAUUUCUUCUCAGAUUUCCACAGCUCACUGACACAAGCUAUGCAAGGCCAGUGCAGCAUAACUAAUGACCAAGUCACCACUUUCAAUGGAAAUUAUCUUAAUAUUACCAAGACCGGACAAUGCUUCCAAGUCGCGGCCGCGGACUGCACCAGCGAAGCCAAGUUUAUGUUCCUGACAAAGAGUUCUGCCAAGACUCCAGAAUCUCACGAUGUUAAUGUCAAAGUUGGAAAUUUUGAAAUUGAAAUGUUGGACGCUGAACAUCUCCAGCUUGUGGUUAACAAAGCCGAAAUCACCAAGGAUAAACUUCCCUAUGAGAUCAGCUCCGAUCCACUUAUCAAGAUCAGUGAGGAAGAAGGGGCCUAUGUUCUCAUCGCCCCAGACUUUGGCAUUGAGAGACUUUACUAUGGUGGAAAGACCAGUCAGAUUCACACAGCAAUGUGGAUGCGCGGUAAGACUUGUGGAAUGUGUGGACUCCAUGAUGGGGAGACAGAGCGGGAAUACCAGAGGCCAGACGGUUCACUCGCCACAGAUGUCCACAGUUUUAGUGAUUCAUGGACUCUCCUCGAUGAUACUUGCACAGGAGCGUGUAAAAUGGAGCGAGCGACUGUGACAUUGGAAAAGGAAGCGUGGGAGUCGACAUGUUACUCUGUGCACCCAGUACUGCGCUGUGCUAAAGGAUGCGCCCCAAGGAGCGUGACCCCGGUGGCCAUUGGCUUCAGCUGUGUGGCUGCAGGUGAACCUAGAGAUGAGCAAGCCAUCGUAGACCAAUCUAUAGAUCUGUUUGAGACAGUAGAUGCCCACGCAGCCUGCUCCUGAGCACCCGAAAGACGCCAGCAUGAUAUGAACAUGCCGCUGGAGACUACACACUUAUUAUCUAUGCAGAAUAUAGAAAAGAGAAAGUCUGUUAAAAUAAAUAAACUCUCAGAAUGCAUUGUCUGCUGUAAACUUUGAUUCAAUAAAUAUUUG
Pelobates fuscus (common spadefoot toad) is the source of this 5589-nucleotide messenger RNA. Its product is annotated as vitellogenin-A2-like. Gene Ontology annotation, biological process: cellular response to estrogen stimulus; response to estradiol; lipid transport. Bases 22 to 5439 code for a protein of 1805 amino acids. The record is from RefSeq and is a predicted model, not a curated record. NCBI's taxonomy places the organism in Eukaryota, Metazoa, Chordata, Amphibia, Anura, Pelobatidae. Gene Ontology annotation, molecular function: lipid carrier activity. The transcript has 35 exons.